Molecule: messenger RNA, 834 nt
Organism: Dictyostelium discoideum AX4
Lineage: Eukaryota; Evosea; Eumycetozoa; Dictyosteliales; Dictyosteliaceae
Exons: 3
Coding region: 1-834 (277 amino acids)
Molecular function (GO): calcium ion binding
Source: RefSeq, a predicted model, not a curated record
AUGACAGAUCAAACAACUACAACAACUAAUAAUUUAAGUGAAGAGGAUAGAGAAUUAAAAGCAAUUGAAUAUUGUGAAGAUGCAAAUAAAUUAAUUAAACAAUUAAAAGAUAGAGAAGAUAAAAAUAUAUUGGAUGAAACUGCAUCAAAUCUUUCACAAACCAAUAUAGAUGAAAAUAAAAAUUCAAUAAAUAAUGAUGAUAAUACUGAUGAUGAUGAUGAUUUUAAUGAAAUUGAAAUUAUAGAAAAAGUAACAGAAUUAUUUUCCAAAGCAAUUGAAAUGGAUUCUGAAUGUAUUGAUGCAUAUUUAGGUCUUGCAUAUGUUAAAGGUAUGCAAAGAAAUUAUGAAUCAGUUUCAGAAUUAUUAGAAAAAGCAAAUAAAAUAGAUCCAUCAGAUGAAAGAGUAAAUAUUAUGAAACAAACUUUAGAACAAGAAAGUUUAACUCAAGAUGAAGUUGACUCUGUUCCUGAUUUUGAACCAGUUAUGGAUAUAGGUGUUCCAAACCUUAAUAUUCCUUUUAUUAUUAUUAAUGGUGGUGUUACAAAAAAGUUUAUUACAGUUUUAAGGGAAAUUUUUGAUAGAUUUGAUAGAAAUAAAGAUAAUUGUUUGAACAAAGCAGAGAUGAAAUUAUAUUCAAAAGCAGUUAAUGGUCAAGAAUUAGAUUUACAAUCAUUACAAUCAAUGUUGGAUGGAUAUGAUUCACAUCCAAGAAAUGGUUUAACUUUUACUGGUUUUGUUGAGUUAUAUGUUAAUCAAACAAUUGAAGAUUCUUCAGAAACUUUAAAAGAUUUGAAAACAUUAGGAUAUGAUUCUGAAUUGAAAUUAAUUAAAUAA